GAUGCCGUCCGCGGCUCUCGUUGACCAACCAGCGGUGCCUAUCGCCCUCCCUCCAUGAGAGGGAGGGACCGGUCCUCCGCCAUCCCAUCAUGCAACGCGAGGGCGGCGGCGGCGACAGCGACGGCGGUGGCGGCCGCCAUGUUGUGGUAGUUUGUUGUUCGCCGGUGGUGGCUGCGCGUCGAGGGGCCGCUGCCGGGCGCUGAAUCCGGGCCCUUCCCCGUUCCCUCCUCUCCCCGCCGCUCCCGGGGGCGGCACCGGAGGCGCUGUCGGGGCCUGCCGCCGCCUGGGCACGGCGAGGAGCCAUGGCUGCCGCGCUGGGAGGAGGAGCAGAUGAUGACUUUGAUCAGUUUGAUAAGCCUGGUGCAGAAAGAUCUUGGAGAAGAAGAGCUGGAGAUGAUGAGUGGGACAGGUUCAACUUUGAAAAAUGUCUUAAUAUUUUCCAGUGAACUUGAAGAUGAUUUGCUUGGAGAGGAUUUGCUUGCUGGCAAAAAGAAUCAAUCAGACUUGUCAGAUGAAGAGCUGAAUGAUGACCUCCUGCAGAGUGACAAUGAAGAGGAACAAGAAUUUCGUUCUCAAGGUGUCACGGUUAGCCUCAAUGCUACGUCUGGCAUGUUUACAUCAUACGAACUCUCUGAGAACAUCAACGAUCCAUCAGUCGAACACGGGUCUGGGUACAACCAAGGAGAAGAUGAAAUUGGUUACGACAAAUCUGAAGCACCUGAAGUGUAUGCUUCAGAGUAUUCUGAGGAAGGACAUUACGAAGGCAACGAUCCUGAACUGACAGAAGACCAAAUAGAGUAUGGGGAAGAGCCUGGAGAAGAUGAUGAAGUGCUAGACCUUGAAAUCAAUGAACCCCUGGAUGAAUUUCCAGAUGAAGAUUACAUGCAGUCAUACAAUCAGCAAGCAAUGGAAGAACAAGGAGAGUAUACAGCUGAUGAGGAGCUGGAAGAAUCACAGACAAUGACAAAUGAAUCUGAAGAGGCAGCUAUUGAAUCUCUGGAACUUCAAGAAGAAACAAAAGAGGAAUCUGAUGAAGAGGAAGAUGAUGAUGAAGAGUCUGGAAGAUUACGUUUCAAAACUGAACGGAAAGAAGGAACAAUAAUUAGACUCUCAGAUGUGACAAGAGAAAGGAGAAACAUUCCAGAAACUUUGGAACUUUCUGCAGAAGCCAAAGCAGCAUUACUUGAAUUUGAAGAAAGGGAAAGGCAGCUUAAACAGGGGCGAUACGGCUCAAGGAGAGGAGGGCGAAGAGGAGGCUCAAUUAUGUGCCAUGGAAUGGGAGAACAAAGGAGAGACAAUGAUAGGGGAAGAAUGAAGGAUCACAGACCUGCACUGCUGCCAAACACACCAUCGACAAUGACUCAUUCACAGAGGUUAAUUCCAACACACCAGCAACCUGUUAGGAGUCUGUUCCAGCACCAGCAGCAGCAACAGCAGCAGCAACAGCAACAGCAGCAGCAACAGCAGCAGCAGCAACAGUUACAAUCUCUGCUUCCUUUACAGCAUCAGCAUCAUUCUUCUCCUCCUCCAGGGCUACAUAUGCCCCCUCAGAUAGAAACACCUAGAAUAAUGAUGACUCCACCGCCAGUGACACCUCAGCAACCGAAGAACAUACACAUAAAUCCCCAUUUCAAGGGAACAGUAGUGACGCCUGUACAAGUGCCCUUGCUGCCAGUUCCAGCCCAGCCAAGACCUGCUGUAGGACCCCAGAGAUUUCCUGUCCCUCCAGACUUCCAGCAGCAUGCACCUGGACCUGUUCCUACCAACUUCUCCCAGGCCCCACGGCUGCCAAUGCAGGAUCAGUGGAGAGGCCCACCUCCCCCACCGCCACCUCUCCCUCCUCCACCUCCUCAGGACAGAGACCCUUUUUUCCUAGGAGAUCCAAGAUUUCCCAGCCAUCACUUGUUUGAGCAGCGGAGUCCCCCACCGCCACCGCCUCCCCCGCUUCUUAACAGUCCGCACCCCGUCCCUACCCAGAGCCCGAUGCCAUUCAGCCAGCCCGGGCCAGCAUUCAGCCAGCAAGGACAGCAGCCUGUAUUUCCCAGAGAGAGGCCACUAAGGCCAAACAUACAGCCUCAAGGUCCAGUGGGAAUUCUCCACUUCAACCAGCCAGGUUCAGCAAAUCCACGGCCCUUCAUUCCUCCAAGACAGCAGUUCCUACAAGCCCCGGGACAGCCCUUCCUUGCUGCACAUGCACAGCCUAACAUGCAGGGUCCCUUGCAUCCUCCAUUGCAGCCUCAGCCACAGCCUCAGCCUCAGCAGCACCAUCACCAGCAGCAGCAUCAUCACCAGCAACAGCAGCAGCAACACCAUCAUCAUCUCCAAGGGCCACCACAGCCCUUGAUGCCCAUGAACCAACCACAGUUCAGGCCUCACAUACAGGCCUCACCGCAGCAGCCAAAUAACAGCAGAAUGCAGUGUCAGCAGCGGCAGGGUCCGAUGAAGCCAAGGCAUAGCACACCCUCACAAAAUAUUGUCAAGCGUCCAAAUCAGCAACUACAGCCAACUGCUCCAAGAAACAGUAACUUGCGGGAGCUGCCCAUAGCACCGUCACACGCUCUGGAAGUGAGCAACAACAGGCGAACCUCUACUCCAGCUGCUCAGGUCAAACCCAUUACCAGCACGAUGUCUGCCUCCAAGACUGUAGCUAGUGGUGGAAACUCGCAGGGAAGGCCUGAGAUGAAAGCUAAGGCAGUCACACCAGUGGGCCAAGUGAAACCAGAAGUAAAAUCAGAACCAGAGUAUCCAGAUGAAGACGAAGAGACUAGAUUGUAUCGUUUGAAGAUAGAAGAGCAGAAACGUCUAAGAGAAGAAAUUCUGAAACAAAAGGAGUUGAGACGGCAGCAGCAGGCUGGUGCUAGAAAGAGAGAAUUGCUAGAAAGGCUUGCACAGCAGCAACAGCAGCAACAGCAACCUUCUGUGCAGCAAUCCUACAUGCAACAGGACGAUGACUCUUCUGAGUACCCUACCAACGGCAAUCCUUACAUACCCCACUCUGGCUUACAGACCAGGCAAAAUGUGAAAAACAGACUUCUUGUUAAAAAGCAAGAUAUGGUAGUUCCCAAUAUUCAGCCCAAACACACAGACUACUCGCAGGUUGGGGCUAAUACGCAGUAUCAAGGACAGCAGAUGAAACCAGUGAAACAGCUGAGGCAGACCAGAACAGUAUCUUCCAGUCAGCCUCAGGCAUCGCAGAAAGUGUUACAGACAAAACCUGCUGCAGCACCGCUGCCCACCUCACAGACUGCUAGAGUGGCUUCCGUACAAGCAAGGCCACAGGAGAUGAAACCUGGCGUGAAAAGAACUGUCAUGCAGCGGACAAACAGUGGUAGUGGAGAUGUGCCCCAUGGCGGCAGCAAAGUCAGGGUGAUUAAGUUGUCAGGAGGGCAGGGGGGAGAGGACGCUGGCUUUUUUCAUCCAGAGGGCCAGCCCCAGCGGCCUCAGCAACCUCUGGAGCCGAAACAGCAGCCAGUGCGGAAGGUCACAUUGACAAAGGGAAUGCAACAGCAGCAGCACCAACAGCAGCAGGCACUGAUCCGUUCAGCAGCUCCUCAAGGGGUCAAAAACAUCCAGGGAAUCCAUCAACCUAAAAAGGUCAUUAUGCAUGGGAGAGGCAGAGGAGUAGCAGGCCAGAUGGGCCGAGGACGCUUGAUGCCAAAUAAACAGAACCUGCGAGUGGUGGAGUGCAAACCUCAGCCCUGUAUUGUGUCAGUUGAAGGGCUUUCUUCAUCAACUACUGAUGUCCAACUGAAAAACCUGCUGAUGUCAGUGGGACCCAUUCAGAGUUUACAGAUGCUUCCUCAACAACGGAAAGCCAUAGCAAAAUUUAAGGAGCCAGCACACGCUUUAGCAUUUCAACAGAAAUUCCACAGGCACAUGAUAGAUCUGUCCCACAUAAACGUGGCACUGAUAGUUGAGUGAUGUCUGCUGAGAGAAUUACUUACACUACCAGAAACAUACAGUGGAGCAACACGGGACACAGUGACAAAACUAUCAGGUUCUGAAACCUUUCAGCUUAGUCUUUUAAAUGCCAUGUUGAACUACAGAGAGCAGCAAGGUGUCCUCGAGAAGACCUGAACUUGAGAGGAUCUACAGAGGUGGAAUUUCUGUUCGGUUUCUUCAGAUUCUGUUGUAACCACAUGGAGCUACAGUCUUGUUUUGUUUUUUUCCUCAAAAAGCUACAGUGCAGGUAGACACUGUUCUUCAAGAUACUACUUUGUGACCACAGUGACUUUGAGAUAGAACGUUUACACCGAAAGAUGUACAAACUUUCUUCAUAGCAAAGAAUAUUUGAUAAUGGUUGCUCUUAUCUUCAGUGUGAGGUAUUUGAAUGAGAGCUCACUUUUCUAAACAAAACACGUUAAUUACGUUGUAUAUCCAAGAGCAUAGAAGGUAUUCUUGCAUAGGUUUAAACGUGGUCUACUUCAUUGAAUAGAAGUAUGCUGAGAAACUUUGGAGGUGACACUGGAAAACUGUAGUUUCUAUCUUUGUAAAUAUGUUAAGUCUGUCUCUGCAUUUUCUAUUCCAAUACAGACUUCCCAUUUUCUCCUUCCAACUCCGCUUAUUCCAUAAAACACUGUGUAGGAAAUAACAUUGCUGUAUUUUCCCUUGGUUUUUAAAAACAAGGAUCUUUGCCAUUCAGUAGCAUCCUGGGGUAGUUAACUCCAAGUUGUAACUAAAUUGUUUUUAAUGAUGUUGCCAGCUACAAGGAAAAAAGAAAUAUUUAGUGGCUCACCUAAAAAAAACCCAAAAAGUUAUACAGGAAGAGUGGUGUAUUCCUAAUAGUUCUUUUCGGCUAGUGUUUCGUAAUUGCCUUAUGCUUUAUUUGGAUUAGUUUUUUUUUUUUCCUCUUGAGAUUUACUUUGUGACUAAUGCUGAACCAUAAGAAACCCGUUAACUGAAAGGAUUUGGUUUGAUGUGUUGUUCCCAAUGCAUACGAGACUGUAAGGACAUUGUGAAUCUGCUGGUGAACGUGGCAGUUCACAACAGUACGUGCAAACGUUAAGGAGCUUAUAUUUUAUUCAAAGCAAAACCCAUGUUUCCUUUUGGUUAGAACCAUUUACAUGGUAUUGCCAAAGGAACCGUUUUUUUUCAGUUACUUCUGAAUAAACUUCUUAAAAUGUCAUCUUUAUAUUGGAUUGCAGUUUUUAAUGAACAUUUCCAUAGUUUUUAGACUGUGAGCUUUUGCUUCACCCUUUAUUUUAGGAAUACUCUUGAGCAUUCCACCUACUAUUGAAUGGGGGGACUUAAGCCUACAAAGUUUUGUUGUUUUGGUUUUUUAUUUUUUUUUGUCAUCUGAACGACCACAGAAGAGCACCACUGGUAUGUAAUUAAACAACUGUGAGUGGGGUCCAAAACAGGAGGAGGAUGAACUAAGCAAGUUUAUAGUAGCAUAGAUACAUAUUUCUUAAGAUCAAAUGGUAACCAAAGUCACUAAGACCUAAUUGGCUUUCUUACAGUUUUGGUCCAAACUUUGAAUUGAGUAGAGGUUGCUAAAAUUAAUGAUUGAGUAAUAAAUAUCACCUAGUCCUCUAGGUAAGAACUGCUUUUUGUUCACUGAAGUAACAGAGUAAUGUGGUGCUUUUAAUUGCACUGGUGAAAAAAUGUGAAGAAUACUGUUAGCCCAGUUACAACGCAGUGACAAGGCACAACAACAUCAGAACAAUAUUCAUACAGAAGCUAAUUUUGUACCUGUUUGUGCAGUUCCCUUCUUAUGCAUAACACUUAACGUUCAGCACAGUUACUCUGCAUACAGUGCUGUUAGUGCUUCAGUUAGACCUAAGCCCAGGACAGAGUCACAGGUAGGAAGCAGGCGGUGGAAGCCAACUGAAGACCAAUGCCAGGUGAUUGCAGUGACCAGCCCUGCUAAGUGCUCUUUAGUUCCUCACUCCCACGAGCGCUGGGACCUUUGUGCUACUUCCUCAGGUUAUGUAAUUUUUAUUUUUGUUUUUAAAUAAAUGUUUAUAUUUAAAACGAGUCAUUAAACAGUUAUUCACCCCACUGUUAAGACAGCAACUUCUCUGUACUGAGGAGAACGGAAAGACAUCUAGGAAUGGAGCAUUAAUAGCGUGUGUCUGGAAAUCUGUGUUAGGUGCAAAUGCCAGACAGGCCAGCAGCUGAGUUCAGCAGUAGGAACAUCUGCAGUUGAUCAGCUGUUCUGUCAUAAGCAAAUGUUGUUGGGGUUAGAGGGUUUCUUGGAGCUGAAGGGUAUGGGUUUGAUUCAAAAGUCAAAGAAGUUCGCAGAACUUUGUAGAAGUUUGCUCCUGCUUUGGGUUUUGAAUCGAUCCCAGAGAGGCUGAGGUUCAGCCAACCCAAACAAGUGUUAUGAAUUUUUAUUCAAUUGAGUUUUGUUUUUUUUUUUUUUUAAAUGUUUUUAAACAAUUACAAAAAUGGGUGGCUUUGGAACAAAGACUUGAAUUGCCUCAGAUCUAUUUAAAUGUAGGAGGCGAUGCUAACAAUGCUUGUUUAAUGACGAGGUGGGUUGUCUUUAAAGGUGGUUGCAGUUAUUGCUUGGGCAUAGACAGUGUGGGCAGAUUGCUGGUGAUUUUAACUGCUCACUGCAGUGGCUGAGUAUCAGAACUAUAUGUAGACAUCAUGUAUGUAUGUCUAUAUGUAUUUUAUUAUACACAUACAUACACACGCUCACCCUUAUUGUCACCACUUCUUUCCAGUAUCUUAAACUCAGUAGCAACAGUAGCGAUUAGGCGAGUCUCUUGUUAAAAUGUUUGUGUUUUGUUAGUUCUCAAAUCCUUCCUUAACACUGAUCUGUUGGCAAGUGAGCAGUUUGAACGAUGCAUCUCUUCUAGUUCUUUCUGUUGUGUCCCCUCCCAAAAAACCACCGAGGAAGUAGAGGUAAAGCUAAAUGAACGUGUUAUUUCCAUGUUCUCUUUCAGCACAUAGUUAAAUCUGAACAUCUUAAGUUAACUUUCUUGGAAGAUCUGUUGCAACCAUUAUCUUGUUCUUUCUUGAUCAUGCAUUCAAAAUACAAUGCAAAAUGCAAACAAAGCGUUUAAUGUAGUAUGUAAAUAUUGAACUUUUGGAAUUAAAAUGUUACUCGAAGUGCUUACAGUCAACCACAUCUUAGCUAUGUUAGAUUUUUGUGUUGUCUUAUCUAAGUUUAAUGGAUAUGGUUCCAUAAAUGUUGAUGUGUUUUCGUGUAUAUCUUCAAAUUUUUAUAAAGAUGCUAGUAAGUCAAUACGUAUACCCUGAUCUGUGUAUUAUUUGUCCACCAUUCUUAUUAGAGUAGUUCUAUAUUGAUUUUAAUAGGCGACUCCAGUAGGUCUUAUAUGGAGCCAACUCUUUUUUUAUUGCUUUGUUUUCGUCUGUCACACUGUAGCACUGGCGAAUAAUUCACUUCAUGACUAAUCAUAUUCUGCUUAGAAUUGGCCUAAAAGAUUGGCCAUAUGUUGUGGUAUUUUAGUAGAAUGUUAUACAUUUAAAAAAAAAAAAAAAAAGGGUUUAAAAAACAGCUCUAUUUGUUGAGGGGAAAUAGAAUAAAUAGAAUACACUGUCAGACUGAGGCCUGGGCUUCUAGGUUUGUUUGGUUCUGCUGUACCAGUACAGACAGGUCUGCCUUGUAAUUCUGUUCUCAAAGUUUGGGCUGUUCUUGUUUUACACAUAAUUCAAGUUGGUCGUGUAACACUUGUUUUCAUCACAAUGUUAGCAGCUGAUUGUGGCACAUACUGUAUGGUGAAACCAACGGGAGUGUUUGAAGAGCUGGGUGUAAUUGCUGCUAGGUGGGAGGAGGACAGAUCCAUAGCAUCUUCACAGCUAACAGAAACUGCCACGCUGAUGGUUUUUCUCCAAGUAGUGAUGGAGAGUAAAUGUAGACGGGGUGAUGGUUCUCAGCCCCCCAGAAAGCUCCUCUAUGAGUUGAUGUAAGAAGAGUAAAUACUGGCACCCUGUGUGCAGAGUAUCUUCAGAUACAGAAUUUAGUCCCCAGUUUAAUUCAGAGAAUUCACUUCAUAUUCUCCCCCUCUUCCC
Messenger RNA from Tympanuchus pallidicinctus (lesser prairie-chicken), 7983 nucleotides. It is a transcript of the gene RBM33, whose product is annotated as RNA binding motif protein 33. The record is from RefSeq and is a predicted model, not a curated record. The coding region runs from base 331 to 3921 and encodes 1196 amino acids. Gene Ontology annotation, molecular function: RNA binding. The transcript is spliced from 19 exons. NCBI's taxonomy places the organism in Eukaryota, Metazoa, Chordata, Aves, Galliformes, Phasianidae.